AUGUUGUUUCAUGUCACCACACUUCCGACGCCUCCUCCUGAGAUUUUGACAAAUUCAACGAAACCACCUACAUUAUCCGAAUCAACUACCAAAAUUCCGUUCACUACAAUGUUUUUGUCUUCCGAACGGAAGCAAACCAAGAAAAAAUUCUUUAACCCCUGCUUAUCGGGUCGACCACUGAUGAACGAGUUUGAGAUGCCGAUUUCUUGCAAUUAUCUUAAUCAACCGAAUGGCGGCUGUCCUGAAGACUACUGGUGUCACAUCGGUGCUUCAUUUGCUACUACCUCUUGCUGUCCGAAAACAGAUACCUUGGAUCGCUGCGGGAUGCAACGUGCAACGGGGGAGGGCGACGAAUUGGUGGCUCGUUGGUACUACGACCACCGUGUUAAGCAAUGCCGGCGGUUUCUUUACAAGGGAAUUCGUGGUAACAUGAAUAACUUCGUCACGAAAACGCAGUGCAUCGACGCGUGCGAGAUUUCGACAGCCGUUGAUGGCAAGAAUCCUUGCCGAUUCGGCCAUCCUGCAAAACACCAACAAAACCGAUCACUUGUUAUGUGCGGUCCAAACAACACCUCACUAUGUCCACAGAACCACUUCUGCCAUCUUGGCGAAACUCCAGAAACCACAGUGUGCUGCGAAUCAAGCGGAUCAACUGAUCCAUGCCUCUUGCCGCUAAAUGUCGGCGAAGGAAAAGCACUCCUAAAAAGGUUCUACUAUAAUACUUUCACCAAGCGAUGUUCUGAGUUCAUCUACCGAGGAAUUAAGGGCAACGAAAACAACUUCGUCACCAAUCGGCAAUGCGAAGAUGUAUGUCAAAGAUGGAAUAAUCCAUGCCCUACUGAAAUGAACAAUCUGUUGAAGAAGGAAUGUUCGCUGUUAGGAACUGAAUGCAGCGAAGACCAAUGGUGUCACAUUGGGCCAUCACAAGCAACUACUGUUUGUUGCCCUGGAGGGGUGACGGAACCAUGCUCUCUUCCAUUGAAGACUGGUGAAGGCGAUUUCGAACUACCUCGUUGGUACGCUGAUCCAAACGAAAAGUCAUGUUCACGUCAGUGCAAACCAUUCAUGUACAAGGGAGCCAAAGGCAAUCAAAAUAAUUUCCUCACAAAAACUGCUUGUGAAAAGAAAUGUCAACGCAAGUGCAAGUCACCAUGCGGUACUGGAACGAUGUUGAUGACGCCGACAAAUGAACCGCGUUUCUGUAGUCCUACGUCACCGUGUCCGCAGACUCAUUGGUGCCAUGUUGGCAUUACUGCGGAAACGACAGUUUGCUGCUCAACAGUUUUGAACACUUGCGAGCUGCCGAUGAUGAAAGGUCAUGGCAAUUCAUUUCUUACACGCUGGCAUUUUGACAAUAAUCAGAAAAAAUGCGUGAAGUUCAUCUACAGUGGUGAAGGAGGUAAUCAGAACAUGUUUCUUACACAAGAAGAUUGCCACACGAUAUGCCCAGUUUUUCAAAAUCCGUGCGGAAGUGGGAAACCAUUACUCAUUAUGGGUAUGCCAAAAGUAUGUAGUCCUUCUCAACGCUGUCCUUCAACGCACUUCUGCCACAUUGGCGUGGACGGUGAAGAGAACUACUGUUGUCCGAAAAACGGUGAUCCAUGCUCUCAAGUGCUCGCCAUCGGUAAGGGAGAAGCUUCACUUACCAGGUGGAAAUUUAUGCAUCUAAUUCAUAUGUAUUCCGAUUUCUACAAAGUUAAACGAGAUUCAAACUGCAGCUUUCUCAUGAGUUAUUUAAAUAGACAGAAUUACAGGUAUUACUACGACGAGGAAUCCCGUAGGUGUCGUGAGUUCGCCUACAAGGGUUCCAAAGGAAACGCUAAUAACUUUCUUAGUAUAGAGGAUUGUGAGCAAAUGUGUCCUGUUACUCCCAAUCCUUGUCGCAUUGGUGAACCUCUUUUGAACUCUCGCAAUGAACCUAUCAUUUGUGGUGGAGAGGAUUCCUGUAUCAAUGGAUACUGGUGUCAUGUGGGAGGAAGUCCAGAAACUACUAAUUGUUGCCCAGGAAUUCGUCGUCCAUGUGAUUUACCUCAAGAGAUCGGUCAAGGAUCAGAACAGCUCGAAAGGUGGUUUUUUGACGGAAGCAUACAGAUGUGCCGAAAAUUUAUCUACAAGGGAACGAAAGGCAAUUCUAACAACUUCCUGACAAAAGAAGCAUGUCGACAAGCAUGUAGAGAAUUGAACCCGUGUGGCACCGGAGAACCACUGAUUGGAGCCGAUCCCGAUCCAGUACUUUGUACUGGAGGACAAAAAGUAGACAGUUGUCCUCGUGGAUACUACUGUCAUGUUGGCGCCAACCCUCUCACAACGCUAUGUGCGCUAUUCAUCUACGGUGGAAUAGGAGGUAAUGAGAAUAAUUUUAUAAGCCAAACCACAUGUAACGAAGCCUGCCCAGUAUAUCGCAAUUACUGUCCUCAUGGCAUUCCACUUGUCGAAGGAAAUCAUGUAACUGCAUGUGGAAUAGACCGAGUAUGUCCAGAUGGCUUCAUAUGUCACAUGAGUAAUGAGUUCAAUGUAUCCGUUUGUUGCCAGGAUCCGGUGAUCUUCUGCACGGCACCGCUCGAUCCAGGACCGUGCACCGAUUUUGAGAUCCGGUAUGGAUAUAACCCAACUUCUGAUUCUUGCGAUGAGUAUAAGUAUGGAGGAUGUGACGGCACCCUCAAUAACUUCUUCUCUCGUCAAAGAUGUACAGAAAUCUGUUGCAAGGAGUAUAGAAGAAAACACUGA
This is a messenger RNA of Angiostrongylus costaricensis, 2727 nucleotides long. Lineage: Eukaryota; Metazoa; Nematoda; Chromadorea; Rhabditida; Metastrongylidae. The record is from the annotation of a GenBank genome assembly.